AUGCGGCAAGCUUUACAUGGAACUGCGACGGGAAAACACUUGGAUUUGGAGGCCAUGCUGGGGAAGAUCUCCAAGCAGAUUGAUGCGGAACUGAAGAUGUUGGACCAUGGAGAGGGAACGACCUUGGCCGCAGCUCUCAGUGAGGCCUCAGUGAAUUUGGAGCAGAUGAAACGUGAUCGUAUCACCAUGGUGGCCCACCUCGUUAGUCGUGUGCGCGAAAUUCUGUCCGAACGAGCCAACAGUGGCGCUUAG
This is a messenger RNA of Cladocopium goreaui, 252 nucleotides long. Lineage: Eukaryota; Dinophyceae; Suessiales; Symbiodiniaceae. The record is from the annotation of a GenBank genome assembly.